This is a messenger RNA of Aspergillus japonicus CBS 114.51, 1050 nucleotides long. RefSeq lists its product as uncharacterized. NCBI's taxonomy places the organism in Eukaryota, Fungi, Ascomycota, Eurotiomycetes, Eurotiales, Aspergillaceae. Bases 1 to 1050 code for a protein of 349 amino acids. The transcript is spliced from 4 exons. The record is from RefSeq and is a predicted model, not a curated record.
AUGGAAGAAACAUUAAUGCCCUACCUGCGAUGUACUGAGAAGGACCGCCGUCUUGAUGCGCCUGCGUUUUCGCUCGCACUUCAAGGCCCAGAAAGCCUGUCGCGCACAGCUCCAUAUCUUUUUCAGGUAACACUGCAGCGUGUAGACGAAGAAAGCAAGAUUUGUCUCUUCUCAUGGACCCCGCAGAUGCAUGGCUUUAUUGCCGAUGGCGGAUUUAUUCUUCUUCAUCAUACCGCGCAAUGCGAAUUGAGACUAUAUUACGACGUCUUCCCCGAGCGUCUUCUCUCACACCUUCAAACUGGAGAACGAUAUGUACUUCUCUGGCCUGGGCAACGAUAUACCUCAUGGUGUCUGACCGACGGUGCAAGUGUCUAUGGCUAUAUCCCCCCCGCAAGGACUGACCUCGUCUUGCCAGGCGGUCCAUUUCUGUCCUUCACGGUCGAGGAUGACCGGGACAGACCGAUGGCGCCAGCGCCAUUUUCCGGAGCGAGAGAAUCCUGUCCCACGCUAAUCGCAAGAAUUGAUUGCCAUCCCCAGGGCCAGGUCGCUUUGAGGGAUGACCUUGUGACUGCGACGCUGCAUGUUACUUACGAACGGACCGGUGAUGGCAGUGGUGGACCAAUUACGUUCAACACUACGGGACUAAGCCCCAAGCUCUGGGUAUGGCGCGAUCGAUGGGUGAAUAUGGAAGGCUUCAGUUGCGGUUGGGGUAGUAAUACCUUCUGCGAUGACCCGGAUAUUCAAGUCUCGCCCGGCUGCGAUGACAGCUUUGCCUGUCUGCAUCCGGACGAAACCUGGUCUAACACCGUUCGAUACCCGUUGAUUACGGACAUUGAGAGCAGCGAUGGUGGAGAGGCUGAAGUCGGGGAAAGGAUACGGUGUCUCUUUGGAGGAAAUGAGCCUGUUUGGUGGGCGUGGGGAACUCGAGAGGAUCAUCUGGCGACCAUGGUCACAGUCCCAGCCACUGGAAGCUGGACUGUGCUGGGUCCUAAGCAGAAUCCUGUCGUUAUCGUUCCUGCGGCGGCUCCAGUUGAUUUGCAAAUUGUAUAA